Messenger RNA from Dufourea novaeangliae, 2133 nucleotides. RefSeq names its product xaa-Pro aminopeptidase 1-like. The transcript is spliced from 11 exons. Gene Ontology annotation, molecular function: metalloaminopeptidase activity. Lineage: Eukaryota; Metazoa; Arthropoda; Insecta; Hymenoptera; Halictidae. Bases 1 to 2133 code for a protein of 710 amino acids. The record is from RefSeq and is a predicted model, not a curated record.
AUGACGGAUACACUGCUUGUUCGAAGCAAACCUACAGAGCCACUAUUGGGCUACAAUGGAGCAAAAAGAUAUCUCUGUCCACCAAGAGGCCAUAGACAGCCUGCCGAUAGGCACGAUACUUCGUUGAAGUUGAAGCAACUACGAUCAGAAAUGGUACGCAUCGCUUCCAUCCAAGGACCACCUCUAGAUGGAUACAUUAUCACUUCAGAUGAUGCUCAUCAGACCGAAUCGUUGGAUCCUCGGGACAUGAGAAGAGAAUUCAUUACUGGGUUCUAUGGAAGUGCUGGCGAGGCUGUCAUUACUUUGAACAAGGCUGUGUUUUGGACCGAUGGAAGGUAUCAUGUCCAGGCUGACCAUCAACUUGACUGUAAUUGGUUUCUCAUGAAACGUGGUAGGGAAGAUGUACCCACGAUAACAGACUGGCUGAGACACGAGUUUCAAAGUAGCCCAUCAGUGCGUAUUGGCGCUGAUCCAACGCUCGUUUCUAGUGUCGACUGGGAAACGUGGGACUAUAAAUUAGCGAAUUCAUCCGUAAGAUUGGUUCCUGUCCGUAACAACCUGGUGGACUUGAUCUGGCAGGUCGGCCGACCGAAUUACAAUCCGCACGCGGCUUAUCCGUUGCUGGACAAGUAUUCCGGAAGAUCCUGGCAGGAAAAGGUCAAGUUGAUCCGAACGGAAAUGGAGGCCUCGGAAGUCGACGCACUCGUCCUUACUGCACUCGACGAGAUAGCCUGGCUGUUGAAUAUCCGUGGAUACGAUCUGCCUAAUACACCUGUUUUACGAGCGUACGCUGUCGUCACCCACGGGGCUAUUCACCUGUACACACCGCGACAGAAAAUUUUACGCUCGGUUGAAGUGCACUUGAAGAUGGACUAUUGCAACCAUGAGAACUGCGUGACGUGGCAUAAUUAUACAUCUAUUUGGUACGAUUUACGGACAAUGUCGCAAGCAUGGAAGACAGUAUGGUUACCAACGCGAUGCGGUUACACUCCAGGCGCUUCCAUGGAAAUAUUCAACUCUAUCCCAUUAGAGAAACGAUUACCGAAACCCUCACCGGUUCUGAACUUCCGGGCGCAAAAAAACGAGGUCGAAGCAGAAGGUAUGAGACGGUCUCAUUUAAGGGACGCAGUGGCAAUGUGUGAUUUUCUGGCGUAUAUGGAGGAACAAUAUGAAUUGAAUUCGGAAGGAUGGGACGAAAUGCAGGUGGCUAGAUUGAUUAACGAGUUCCGUUACGAGCAGGACAACAAUAAGGGUAUCGCCUUUCCCACUAUUGCCGGAUACGGUGCCCACGCUGCCAUCCCCCAUUACGAACCCAACAAUCUCACGAAUAUUGUAAUUGGAAAGACGUCUACAUUGGUGGUAGAUUCUGGGGGUCAAUAUUUAGAUGGAACAACCGACGUAACGAGAACCCUCCAUUUUGGAAUUCCAACGGAAGAGCAGACGAAAGCAUACACGAGAGUGCUAAUUGGUGCAAUACAGUUAUCGUCCUUGGUGUUCCCGAGUAGCGUGAAGUCCAGUCAGCUGGAUGUUGCUGCAAGAUCUCCGUUAUGGAACAUCGGUUACGACUAUUUGCAUGGAACUAGCCAUGGGAUCGGCCACUUCUUGUCUGUCCACGAAUCGCCUAUUAGUAUAUCCUACGCACAAGUUGCUUCUUCAGACAAAGAGUGUGGACCCAUUGAACUGCAACCAGGAUUCUUCCUGUCUAACGAGCCAGGAUACUACAAAGAAGGCGACUUUGGUGUACGCUUGGAGAACGUUCUCGAAGUUGUCGAAGCUAGUAAAUCGAGGGACUCAGAAACAUUUCUGAAAUUCAGAGACAUAACGCUAGUUCCGUAUGAGCCAAAACUGAUUGACACCAGCAUGCUAAAUCCAUCCCAUAGACGAUGGCUAAAUAAUUAUAAUCGUCGAAUUCGAGACGAAGUUGGCCCGGAAUUAAAGAAGAGACUCAAGAUGAAUGCUUUUGAGUGGCUGUUGAAGAAAACUGCGACCAUUCCAGAGUCGAGUCCGGUCGAUGAAGGACUACUUUUUGGCCAUUCUCGCUCAACACCUUCCACUUUCAAACAAUUCCAUGUGCUAGUUUUCGUCAUGUUCAUUUACUACGUUCUACCCAAUCUUCCAAACAUGUGGAGUUAA